CGCCUGCAAACAUUCCUGUAAAUUGGAUAUCUUGAUGUUUCGUCCAUCCUGCAACAUCCUGCUUUGUGGAUGGGGAUUUUUCUAAUAGUCUGUUGGUAUUUCUUUUGAAGUGUGUUCGGUUCGGUUGGUAUUCGUUUGGUGAUGUUUGUUUGCUUAUUUCGUGGUGGUGGUGGUGCCUUGCAGUGCCUUGGUUCGUUUCGCGUAAUGUUUUGUUAGUAGUGGGCACGAUCAUCAGCGGAUUAGGUUAUGUUUAGUAUUAUCUAAAGACAUAUAAUAGAGAGAUGGUUCGAAGCGGCGGGCGCGAAAGGAGCAGAAGUUUGGAGAGGAAGAGGCGCCGAUCGAGGAGCAGGGAAAAGGAACGUUCCAACAAAUCGAGCAGACACAGGAGGAGUAGAUCGAGGGAUAAGAGGAGCAGAUCGAGGGAGAGAGAUCGUAGGAGAUCACACAGCAGAGAGAGAGAUAGGAAAGGAGGUGUUGGCGGAAUUGAAAGCAAGGAGAGAACGGGUGCUGGUGGAGGAGGUGGUGGUGGUAGGAUCGGUAAGAAGGAGAGGAGAGGUAAAUCAAAGUCACCAAAGGGAAAAGAUGAUCAGUCGGGUGGAGGUGGAGAGUUGCCCUUCGAUCCGACCAAUUUGGAUAAGGAAGAGGAACAGAAGAAGUUGGAGCUGGAGAUGCAGAAGAGACGUGAAAGGAUAGAGAGAUGGAGAGCAGAGAGAAAGCAAAAGGACGAGCAAGAGCCGCCGAAGAAAGAGGAGAUGACGCAAGCAAAUAUGAAGAAAUGGUCAUUGGAAAACGACUCUGAGGAUGAGGAUAAAGUUGUGGAGAAGGAAGAGGAGGAGAUGGAAGUUGAGGUGAAGGAGGAUGUGGAUCCGUUGGACGAGUACAUGCGUGGUGUGCAGGAGGAGGUGAGGAAAAUAACGAAGAUCGACGUGAGGAAGGGAAAGACUCUUUCCUCGUCAACAACUAUGAUGUCGACGAUGACGACGACGAUGUCAGCAACAUCUGGCGAUGUUCAGCGAAGGGGAGCGAUGGUCAUUGUAACGGGUGUUGCGACGAAGGCGAAGAUCGUGACGAACAAGGGUGAAUUGAUCGAGCAGAAUCAGGACGGAUUGGAGUACUCUUCGGAGGAGGAAAUCGAAGAUUUGAAGGAUACCGCAGCGAACAUCGCCAACAAGCAGAAGAAGGAGUUGGCCAAGAUAGAUCACAGCGAGGUGUCGUACGCUUCGUUUCGCAAGAACUUUUACGUGGAGGUGCCGGAGAUUGCGAGGAUGACGAACGAAGAGGUGGACGCGUAUAAGGAGGAACUCGAGGGGAUCCGUGUGAAAGGUCGUGGCUGUCCGAAACCGAUAAAGACGUGGGCGCAGUGCGGCGUCUCGACGAAAGAAAUGAACGUGCUGAGGCGUCUCGGUUUCGAGCGACCGACGCCGAUUCAGACGCAGGCGAUCCCCGCAAUUAUGUCAGGUAGAGAUUUAAUUGGGAUCGCGAAAACGGGCAGCGGUAAAACACUUGCCUUUCUGUUGCCGAUGUUUAGACACAUACUGGACCAGCCGCAGCUGGAGGAGACGGACGGACCCGUCUCCAUAAUCAUGACGCCGACGCGCGAACUCUGCAUGCAAAUUGGAAAGGACAUUAAACGAUUCACCAAGAGUCUCGGGUUGCACGCGGUCUGCGUCUACGGCGGAACGGGCAUCUCCGAACAGAUUGCCGAACUGAAGAGAGGAGCCGAAGUCAUCGUCUGCACGCCUGGAAGAAUGAUCGACAUGCUCGCAGCGAACAGCGGAAAAGUCACCAAUCUGCGUAGGGUCACGUACAUCGUGCUCGACGAGGCAGAUCGAAUGUUCGACAUGGGUUUCGAGCCGCAGGUAAUGAGGAUCAUCGACAACGUAAGACCAGACAGACAGACGGUCAUGUUCAGUGCGACGUUCCCGAGACAGAUGGAGGCGUUGGCGCGUCGCAUCCUGCAACGUCCCAUCGAGAUUCAAGUGGGCGGAAGAUCGGUGGUAUGCAAGGAGGUCGAACAGAACGUCGUCAUAUUGGAGGAGGAUCAAAAGUUCCUCAAACUGCUCGAACUGCUCGGUCACUAUCAGGAGCACGGCAGCAUCAUUGUGUUCGUGGAUAAGCAGGAAAACGCCGACAUCCUCCUCAAGGACCUGAUGAAAGCGUCGUACAAUUGCAUGAGUCUGCACGGCGGCAUCGAUCAGUUCGACAGGGAUUCGACGAUGAUCGACUUUAAAUCGGGAAAAGUCAAGCUGCUGGUGGCGACGUCGGUGGCGGCACGAGGAUUAGACGUAAAGCAACUGAUCUUGGUCGUAAACUACGACUGUCCCAAUCACUACGAGGACUACGUGCAUCGAUGCGGCAGGACGGGAAGAGCCGGCAACAAGGGAUUCGCGUACACGUUCAUCACGCCAGAGCAGGAGCGAUACUCGGGCGACAUCAUAAGGGCGUUCGAUUUGGCGCAGGUGACGGUGCCGGAAGCGUUGCGCACCCUCUGGGACACGUACAAGGCGAAGCAGGAGGCGGAAGGAAAGAAGGUCCAUACCGGAGGCGGUUUCAGCGGCAAAGGAUUCAAAUUCGACGAAACCGAGGCGGCGGCCGCGAACGAACGCAAGAAGUUCCAGAAGGCCGCGCUCGGUUUGCAGGAUUCGGACGACGAGGAUCUGGAACACGACAUAGAUCAGCAAAUAGAAAGCAUGUUUGCGACGAAGAGGAUAGUGAAGGAGAUAAAGGCGCCGAUGGCAGGAGGUGCGGCGAACGCAGCUUCAUCAUCGAGCGCUGGUGGUGGUGGUAAUUCGCAACAAUCGCAGCAGCAGAUGCAGUCGCAGCAACAGUUGCAGCAGCACACGGCCGCCGACAAACUGGAGCUGGCCAAGAAGUUGGCCUCCAAGAUCAACCUGAGCAAGAGCAUGGGAACUGACACAAAGUUCGCGACGCAGCAGGCGGCCGAAUCCAUCCUCAAAGGAUCCGGUUCUCAUCCACUGAUCACUGCAAAAACGGUCGCCGAACAAUUGGCUGCAAAACUGAACACGAGACUAAACUAUCAGCCGAAGGACGAGGACGAUCGCGGCGAGGAAGAAUCUGAGCAGACGUUCAGGAAGUACGAGGAGGAGUUGGAGAUCAACGAUUUCCCACAGCAGGCGCGCUGGAGAGUGACGAGCAAGGAGGCUCUCGCGCAGAUAUCCGAGUACUCGGAGGCCGGCAUCACGGUGCGAGGCACUUACGUUCCAACCGGGAAAUCCGCGCCGGACGGUGAACGCAAACUCUAUUUGGCGAUCGAGAGCACGAGCGACAUCGCCGUAUCCAAAGCGAAAUCGGAGAUCACCAGGCUCAUCAAAGAGGAACUGCUCAAACUGCAGACGGCCGGCCACCACACCUUCAGCAAGGCAAGAUACAAAGUUGUCUAAUCAUCACCACCUUCACAAAGAAAACGAGCAUCAAGACACAAACAGAAUACAUAUUCUUGUUUUGGUGUUGUUGUUGUUGACGUGUGUUUGUUUACUUACUGCAACAGAAUUUACAAUUCAUUGAACAGAUUGGAAAGUAAUAAUAAUAAUAAUAAAAGAAUGAGGGAAUUACAAUUGUUAUGUUAUAAAUAAAUUGACCUAUUUCAAAGUUUGUAUGUUUCGAGUAAAUUGAAUGAAAUAAAUAAUUCAAUUGAU
Nicrophorus vespilloides is the source of this 3656-nucleotide messenger RNA. RefSeq names its product probable ATP-dependent RNA helicase DDX46 (gene Prp5). Lineage: Eukaryota; Metazoa; Arthropoda; Insecta; Coleoptera; Silphidae. Gene Ontology annotation, molecular function: RNA helicase activity; nucleic acid binding; ATP binding. Bases 282 to 3401 code for a protein of 1039 amino acids. The transcript is spliced from 4 exons. The record is from RefSeq and is a predicted model, not a curated record. Gene Ontology annotation, biological process: mRNA splicing, via spliceosome. Gene Ontology annotation, cellular component: nucleus.